Messenger RNA from Melospiza georgiana, 2814 nucleotides. It is a transcript of the gene TAF1D, whose product is annotated as TATA-box binding protein associated factor, RNA polymerase I subunit D. The coding region runs from base 815 to 1885 and encodes 356 amino acids. Gene Ontology annotation, biological process: regulation of DNA-templated transcription. Gene Ontology annotation, cellular component: RNA polymerase transcription factor SL1 complex; nucleus; nucleoplasm. Lineage: Eukaryota; Metazoa; Chordata; Aves; Passeriformes; Passerellidae. The transcript is spliced from 15 exons. The record is from RefSeq and is a predicted model, not a curated record.
CAGGGCCUGUGCGCUCAGGGGCAUUGCUGUCCUGGCCAUGCCGUGGGUUGGUUUCGUUUCUGGGCUUGGUGUUUGUCAGGCCAGGGGUGAACCAGUGUGAGCAGUGUGCCUGCAAAGGCAGAGCAAAGCUGCCACGAGCGUCUUUCAUGUUGUGAGGGGCCCAAAAAGGACCACAGGAUUGGAGGUGUGGCCUCAGCAGUGCUGAGUACAGGGGGACAGUAACUACCCUGCUCCUGCUGGCCGCACCAUUGCUGAUCGAGGCCAGAAUGCCAUCGGCCUUCUUGGCCACUUGGGAUCAUACUGGGCUUCUGUUGACCAGCACCCCCAGGGCCUUUUCUGCUGUGAUCCAAGUGCAGAACCCAGCACUUUGCCUUGUUAAACCUCACUCAGUUGGCUUCAGUGAAAUCCAGCUUGUGCAGGCGCCUCUGCAGAGCCUUCCUGACCUCCAGCAGAUCAUUCCCAUCCAGCUUGGUGUCGCUUGCCAGCUGAAUGAGGGUGCAUUUAAUCCCCUUUUUAGGUCAUGUCAGUGGACAUGAAAUUGGUCUGGCCCCAGCACUGAUUGCUGGGGAACAUCACUUAAGACCAGCUACCAGCUGGAUAUAACUCCAUUCAGCACCACUCUCUCGGGAUCCAUCCAUCCAUCCAGUUUUUCAUGCAGUGAACAGUGCACCCAUCCAAGCCAUCAGCAGCCAGUUCCUCCAGGAGAAUGUUGUGAGAAAUGCUGUCCCAAAGCUUUACUAACGUGCAGGCAGACAGCAUCCACAGCCUUUGCCUCAUACACUGGUCAGAGAAGGAGAUCAGAGCAAACUGAAACAUGACUGAUACAGAUGAGUCCCAGGCUUCAGGCUCUGAUUACCCUGAUGCGCAGGAGCUGAUCAGCCACCAGCAGGAGGAGCCAUUCGAGGUGUGCUCAUGGCAAAGGAAUACAGGAACAGAGCGGUCGAGGCAGAAGGCAGCUGCUCCUCAGGAGUCUGCAGAUCAUCCCAACAGCAUGUCUAGAUCAUCAGCUGCUUCAGCUGAGGUUUUACUGAUCAGCAGUGAUUCAGAAAGUGAUGUCUCUGCUGCUCGUCCUGAGUGCUCUGUUGCACCUACAAAGCAGAAAAGGCGAUCUCAAUCUUCAUGGCAACAAGCUGAAUCUGGUACAGAGGUACCUGACAAUGAAAGCUCCUCAGAUUCUUCCCUGUCUCCCCAAAGUCCAGGGAAAUCAUUAGAAGUUCCCAAGCAGCAGAAGUCUAAAUUCAAUUUGAAGGCCAUUUUUGCCUAUCACUUCAGGGGAAGGAAGUUCAAAGCCGCCGCACACCGAAAAUACAAAAUACAGGCACGGAAGAGCAAGAAAAAGUAUGAGAGCACCCAGAUGCCCACAGGGAGGCCCCCACUGACAGCCUCACCUCAGGAACAAAAGAGGAGGCUCCUAGACAGAGGUUUUCAAUUCCCUUUUGUUGAAAAACAUUAUGGGGAGAAACAUAUUCCCUUAAAGAUGGUUCUUGACUAUGAGCAAGCAGCUGCAAAGGGAUAUUUCAAGUAUAUUGAAGUGCUUAAAUAUGAAGAACAUCUUAAAAAAGCUUUAAAAGCCCUUCAGGCCAGUGAUGACUUAGAAAAAGAGUGUAUGGUGUUACGGAAGCACAAGUACUUAGAUGAUGAAGGCCCCAUUUCCCCUAUUCAGGAGACAGAUGAUGAUGAGGACGGCUUGAAUUCUGAUACUCAGGAACACCUUGAUGCCAGAGUAGUGGAGAACAGCUCUUUCAUUCUAAGCAGCACAAUUCCCAAAAAAAAAAAGUCAAAGCCACGAAGAAAACAUGCCAAACCACCUGAAGUGAUUGAAAUAAUGGAUGAAGAAGAGAGUGCUGAAGAGAACUCUUUGCCUCUGCAAGGCUCACCUUGGUGAACAGCAGAUGGACCAGUGAGGUGGCAGGGGUUGUUCCUCAGAUGCCUUUUCAUGGGCCUGUUAGGUUUAAAGCAUUGGUUUGGAGUCACUGUUCAUCUCUCCGCCCAGCUGCCCAGGCACACUUGGCUUACUUUUAUAUUGUUUUGGAAGAGGAAAUACCUCUUGGUUUUCUUGCUGCAUAAGAUGAGCACACUCACAUUGCAGCAGCAGUUGUAACUACUUGGGGAUCUCCUGAGUUCUUAUGGCUGUUCGCUGACCUGAUUCACAAAUCCUUCACUUCGGUGGACAUGUGUGCAGCAUGGUAGCAAAAGAGGGCAUUCCUGUGAUGUGUGGAACAUAUUGGAAAGCCUCUACUCAGAUGAAGUGCACCUGAUGUCAGGUCUGAACUAGCAUCUUGGUACUUAGGGAAAGUGAAGAAGAAAGAAAUGCAGGCUGCCAUUUCACAAAGUCUGCAGCUGCUUCAAGGCUGCACGGCAGUUCUGUGGAGAGUACCUCUUACUGCCUGGCACCCUCUGGUGCAUGCAGGAAGCUCAAAUGUAGAAUGAACUGUGGUGGUUAAAGGUCUGUGCACCCAGCAGCCUCCUCCUGGUGGGCAGAUGGUCAAAAAGCAGUGCAGCAUUUGGCAUCCUUGGUUUCCAGUCUGCUGUGCCUGUUAAACCAGGUGCUUGAGGAUACAGAAUGAAGUGAAUUGAAUUGCCCUGAGUUAAAAUGAUGGAAGCAAUUAGUUUGACAGGGUCUGCCACCAAGUUGCUUCUGUGUGUAAGAGGGAUGAGAAACACCAUGUGGGAGCUGCCAAAGUGAGUGUGAAGAUCCUGCUGAUGUUGAUGCAAGCCUGCUCCAAAGAACUGCACAGCUGUUCCAGACAAAGAAAGAACCAUCCCUAGUGUGUUUAUUGCAGUUUCUUGAAUUAAACAUUAAUUUUAACUUGC